Molecule: messenger RNA, 3687 nt
Organism: Fonsecaea nubica
Lineage: Eukaryota; Fungi; Ascomycota; Eurotiomycetes; Chaetothyriales; Herpotrichiellaceae
Exons: 2
Coding region: 1-3687 (1228 amino acids)
Cellular component (GO): cell periphery; cell septum
Molecular function (GO): chitin synthase activity
Source: RefSeq, a predicted model, not a curated record
AUGUCUGAACCACCUCUCAGGCCCCGGCCUGCUACCUCGCCCACUCGCGAAAAGUCCCAUUCUCCUUACAGAGACUCUCCUUCUCGACGAUUACGCGAUCUUGAGACUGGAGCAAAUGUCCAACGCAACUCUCCAUACUCGGCUCAGCGCAUUGGAGCCGACCCCUACCCUCCCUCACCCAGCUCCAGAACCGCGGACUGGGAGCCCAUCAUGUCAAACCCUAUGAAUCAGAGUGAUCUCGGUCGCAAGAAAUCCCUGAUCCGUCCCGAGCGCAGUCGAAUAGACCGAGAUCAUCCCAACUACCACUAUCGCAAGCAUGCGCAGAAUAUGGAGGUCUUCCCCUCCACCACUGGGAACGAUCCUGUGGUGGAAGAAUUGGUGGAACAGAGGACGGUGAGCUCUGAGAGCACCAAUCUCAACAUGCCAGCCGACGAAUCCUUCGGGACUCAACCCACUUCUCGUCUACCUGGGAAACUUGAGCCUGUCGGCAAAAAGAGAAAACCUCGAAAACUGGUUAGAAAAGACACUCGCGAUAUGACGGCCGAAGAGAAGAGGCGGCUGAAAGAAAUAGAAAAGCUCAAACCUCCAAGUGCUUGGAAUGUGUACUGUGCCGUGGUCACUUUCUGGGCCCCUAACUUCAUAUUACAUUGUUGCGGAAUGCCAGGAAGGGCCCAGAAACGAGCCUGGAGAGAGAAAGUCGGUUUGAUCAGCAUCAUCUUGCUCAUUGCCGGCUUUGUUGGUUUCCUAACUUUCGGCUUCACCCGGGCAGUCUGCCCGGCCCCGGGACUGAGAUUGAAGAUCAACCAUGUUGAUCGUGGUUACAUGAUAUUCCACGGAGAUGCCUACAAUCUUGAUGGUUCCAUGCACCCUGCAGCACGGGGAGUUCCUCUCGACAGCAAUGUCCUCUACGACCUCCCGCACAAGUAUGGUGGUCAAGACGGAAGUUUCAUGUUUCAAAAAGUCAAUGGAGAGUGCAAAGGUCUCAUCACUCUCGCACCCGGUUCCGAUGUGCCUACGGAUGCCGAUGGAGAUCUUGCUUGGUAUUUUCCUUGCAACGCCUUCAAUCAGGACGGCUCGUCGCCGCCAAACCUCACCAACCCCUAUUAUCUGGGCUAUGCUUGCCACACUACCGCCAAGUCUAGAAAUACGUUCUAUAGCCUGAGAAAAGCGGGAGAAGUCUUCUUCACUUGGGACGAUCUCAAGAACACCAGUCGAAAUCUGGUGGUGUAUUCGGGUUCCGUGAUUGAUCUGGACUUGUUGAGGUGGUUCAACGAGAGUCAAGUGGUCUGGCCAAAACAAUUUGACGACAUGCGAGAAAGUGCCGAAAUUCGUGGUACUGAUAUCACCCAUGUGUUACAGUCUGCUGCGGAUAAAAAGGUUGGCAAGUGUCUGGCCCAGAUUGCCAAAGUGGGUUCGGUUGAUACCGAGACGGUUGGGUGUAUUGCAUCAAAGGUUGUCCUUUACGUCUCGUUGGUGUUUAUCCUCGCCGUCGUGUUGGUCAAGUUCUUCCUCGCCGUGGCCUUUCAAUGGUUUUUGGCUGGGAAGUUUGCGGCCACCAAGACUUCGCAGACAUCUGAUCCGAAAAAGAGGGCCAAGCAGAUCGAGGACUGGGCCGACGAUAUCUACAGACCGGCUCCAAAAAUCACUGAUCCUGCAAGUACAAUCUCCGGCUCCGAUGCGCGGGCCAGUAAGCGUGGAAGUCAGUUGUUCCCUCAAACAUCUCGUUUCACCAGCCCUUAUGCUGUUGAGCGUCUGUCCAAAACAAAUCGCCCACCUCCAACUACGAUGACCAGUCAGUCUUCCAAUGCCCGAUUGAUUCAGCCAGGAAAUGGCCUUUACAAAAGCGGAUUCAACAGUAGUCAGAACACUCUGGACGUCAAUUCUCGGAUGAGCGUUGGUGCUAGCAGAUCCAGCCUUCUCCUGUCAGGUCAGGAAGCCCGGUACUCAGCUGUGAUGGACUCCCUCGAACCUGGUGGGCCUGUUGGUUUCAUUCACGAGAACGUGGUUCCUCAACCACCUCCUGAGUGGCAACCAUUUGGCUACCCCCUCGCUCACGUUAUAUGCUUGGUCACUGCAUACUCGGAAGACGCAGAUGGUGUGCGAACCACGCUGGACUCUGUUGCGACGACCGACUACCCUAACAGUCAUAAAGCAAUUUUGGUGAUCUGUGAUGGUUUGAUCAAGGGCAAGGGGAACGACUUGUCGACCCCGGAGAUUGUCCUCAGCAUGAUGGGUGAUUUUGUCGUUCUUCCUGAAGACGUGCAGGCCUUUUCAUAUGUCGCUGUAUCCAGCGGCUCAAAACGGCACAACAUGGCCAAGGUUUACGCUGGAUUCUACGAUUAUGGUCCGAACUCGAAGAUCGAUCCGACCAAGCAGCAACGAGUGCCCAUGUUAGUGGUUGUCAAAUGCGGAACCCCUGAAGAAGCCGGCAAAUCUAAACCUGGUAACCGAGGCAAGCGUGACAGUCAGAUCAUUUUGAUGUCCUUCCUCCAAAAGGUCAUGUUUGAUGAGCGCAUGACUGAACUCGAGUAUGAAAUGUUCAACGGUCUCUGGAAAGUGACGGGCAUGUCACCCGACUUUUACGAAAUGGUUCUCAUGGUCGACGCCGACACCAAGGUAUAUCCUGACAGUCUGACACACAUGGUCUCUGCCAUGGUCAAGGAUCCCGAAAUCAUGGGACUCUGCGGUGAAACGAAGAUCGCGAACAAAACACAAUCGUGGGUCUCACGGAUCCAGGUCUUCGAAUACUUCAUCUCGCAUCAUCUGUCCAAGUCCUUUGAAUCUGUCUUUGGCGGUGUCACUUGCUUGCCUGGGUGUUUCUGCAUGUACCGGAUCAAAUCACCCAAGGGCGGGCAGAACUACUGGGUCCCAAUCCUGGCUAACCCCGACAUCGUGGAGCACUAUUCGGAAAACGUCGUCGAUACACUGCACAAAAAGAAUCUUCUGCUGCUGGGCGAAGACAGAUACCUUUCGACACUCAUGCUCAAGACCUUCCCCAAGCGGAAACAAGUCUUUGUCCCUCAGGCAGUGUGCAAGACGACUGUGCCGGACCAGUUCAAGGUUCUUCUAUCUCAACGGCGUCGUUGGAUCAACUCUACUGUCCACAACCUGAUGGAACUUGUCCUUGUACGCGACCUCUGCGGUACAUUUUGCUUCAGCAUGCAAUUUGUUGUCUUUAUCGAGUUGAUCGGCACCCUUGUAUUACCGGCGGCCAUCGCAUUUACGUUCUAUUUGAUCAUCAUUUCCAUCGUGGCCAAACCAGUUCCGGUCAUUCCUCUUAUUCUUUUGGGGCUCAUUCUAGGUCUUCCCGCCGUGCUGAUUGUGAUGACGGCGCACAGCUGGUCAUAUGUCGCAUGGAUGGGUAUCUACCUGCUCUCUCUACCGAUCUGGAAUUUCGUUCUGCCGGCCUACGCAUAUUGGAAGUUUGACGACUUCAGCUGGGGAGAUACCAGGAAGACUGAUGGAGAGACCAAGAAAUCUGGCGGACACGGGGAAGCUGAAGGUGAAUUCGAUAGUUCAAAGAUCCUGAUGAAAAGAUGGGGAGAUUUCGAGAGAGAACGUCGAGCACAAGCCACUGGCACAGGAUGGGCACAGCAUUCUCUCGGCCCCACGUCUGCAAAGGCAGCAACGGUCACGAGCGACUAUGCCUCAAGCCACGGAGUUUUUGAGCCUUAUCAUGACUAUUGA